CCACGAUUUCUUUUGGUACUAGAAAAGUUUUGAAGAUGAAAUGGAGUUUCCGCAGACGGGUGUAUCGCUGAGAUCGAGCUUGACUUUUGGAGAGACGCUGUGUGCGGUGUGCAUUCCGCUCAUAGGACUUGUUGAAGCUUUGGUUUUCAGCUUAGCUGGUUGCUUCGAUUUCCAUUUUCCGGCGAAGAAGAAACCGUCUUCUACUACCUUCGACAACAUUCUCGCCCUCUCCAAGGACUCUCCGUUUACUGUUAAUGAAAUUGAGGCUUUGCAUGAGUUGUUCAAGAAGUUGAGUAGCUCAAUCAUUGACGAUGGUCUCAUCCACAAGGAAGAACUCACAUUGGCCCUGUUGAAGACCACAACUAAGGAGAAUCUUUUCCUUGACAGGGUAUUUGAUGUUUUCGAUGAAAAAAGAAAUGGUGUCAUAGAAUUUGAUGAGUUUGUGCAUGCUCUCAGUAUCUUUCAUCCUUGUACUCCUCUGGAAAAGAAAAUUGACUUUUCUUUUAGAAUGUAUGACUUGAGACAGACAGGAUAUAUUGAGCGAGAAGAAGUUAGGCAAAUGGUUGUUGCCAUUUUGUCAGAAUGUGGCAUGGAUAUGAAAGAUGAAGCCCUUGAUGCCAUUAUUGAUAAGACAUUUGAAGAAGCCGAUACUGAUAAAGAUGACAAAAUAAGCAAAGAAGAAUGGAAGGCAUUUGUCACUCGACACCCAACACUCUUGAAACACAUGACUCUUCCUCAUCUGGCGGACAUCAGCACACUGUUUACCAGUUUCAUUUUCAACACCGAAGUUGAUGAUUCUCACUGGCACAUUAAUGGCAAUCGUUAACAUUGAGAAGUGAAAGCUUGUUUUAUGGCACUGUUGCUGUUCUGAGGAGUAGGUGUAGAUUCCACUCUCCGUUGAGUCCAACCCUCCAAGGAGAACACAAAAGAGUGUUAAAAAUCUGAGUAAACUGAUUACAUGGAACCAAAUUACGGUUUGCUCUGAUCAGUUUCCUGUACACCUCAUUUUUGUGCUGGGUAAAAUAUUUGUUUAUGCGUUGUACCAACAUUUAUUUGUACGAGAAAAUAUUUGAAGUGUAAAGUGCAGAAAGCUUUUAAUUAUAAUUUUAUUUCUUGAAAUUUGUCAUAA
Vigna radiata var. radiata (mung bean) is the source of this 1129-nucleotide messenger RNA. Its product is annotated as calcineurin B-like protein 10. Bases 41 to 826 code for a protein of 261 amino acids. The record is from RefSeq and is a predicted model, not a curated record. The transcript is spliced from 10 exons. Lineage: Eukaryota; Viridiplantae; Streptophyta; Magnoliopsida; Fabales; Fabaceae. Gene Ontology annotation, biological process: calcium-mediated signaling. Gene Ontology annotation, molecular function: kinase binding; calcium ion binding.